Molecule: messenger RNA, 1800 nt
Organism: Scheffersomyces stipitis CBS 6054
Lineage: Eukaryota; Fungi; Ascomycota; Pichiomycetes; Serinales; Debaryomycetaceae
Exons: 3
Coding region: 227-1639 (470 amino acids)
Source: RefSeq, a predicted model, not a curated record
UUUUCUUUUUAUAUUUGAUUUACUGAAGUGGUGGACAUACUAUUUGUGAACAAAAUCUACCAAUUUAAAAAUCGGCUUUCCUUAUAAAUUUUUGUCUUGCCUAUGACAUUUGGCAUUCAAUAAAAGUGAAGAAGAGGAAGACCAAGGAAUAUUGAAAUACAACAACUUAAACAAGUAGAUAAGAGAUACGAAAAGUGCAAGGAUAAUAGCAAGAUAACCUUCAGAGAUGUCAGAACUAUCAAGCAGCAACUCUUCGGAUGGUUCUGAGUCACAGAGCAUAAAUGAUUAUGAUGAUUCUGUAGAAAUCAAGUCUUAUGCUACUUCGUUUGAUUUAUUGACUCUGGAGUCUAGACCUGAUCUCAGAAAUACCAAAUAUAAAUCUUCUACCGAUCAUUUGAAUUGUCCCAUUUGUCAGCAACCUUUUAUGGAGCCUUUGACUACGAUCUGUGGCCAUACUUUCUGUAAAGAAUGUAUCUAUGAAUGUUUGAAAAUGGCGAAAAGCAACCAGCAGAGCUCUGGCAGCGAUAGUUUGUCAGGGUAUUGUCCACUUGACCGGACGCCAAUUGACUCCGCCAACAUAAAUGAUUUGUUUCCUACUCCAUUGUUGAUUUCCAACUUGAUUGACGACUUGAAAGUGUACUGCUUGAAUCACGAAAGAGGCUGCGAAUGGGAUGGAAGUCGCUGGGAGCUCGAGCGUCAUGUUUUGAUAGAUUGUGGAUUUACAGGAGUGAAAUGCGGAGGUGUCAGAUACGAGAAUAAAAAUGCUGUUUGCCAGUUGCUUAUAGAGAGAAGGUUUGCUGACGAAAACCAUGGCUGUUCCCACCAGGUAUUUCAGUGCAAUUUCUGUAAUCAGGAACUCACCAAGAUGACUGAAAGUGACCAUUUGGAAAAUGAGUGUUUGUUCAAUUAUCAGACAUGCGAAUUGUGUUCCAACGAUAUGAUUCCCUUGAAGAACUUGAGCAAACACCAGGAGAAUUGCUCCAAGAUUGGUAUGGUCAAAUGUCCUGCUCACGAGAUAGGAUGCAAGUGGGUUGGAUCCAAUGAAACUUCGCUAGAGAUUCAUCAACAGGGCAACAACUGUCAGCUUAGCCAUUUCUUACCUUACUAUCACAAGAUAAACGACAAGGUGGAUCUGCUUACAGAGGAGAACAGGUUCUUACAGAAACAAAUCAACAAGAUCUUGGACUCAAUCGUUCAAGGAAAGAUUACUAAUUUGGGCUACAACGAGUCUAUCGAGGAGAUCAACAAGUUCAAGACAAUCGAAGACCAGGACAAGCUCUUGUACCUCAACUUUGAGAUUGAUAGGUUGAAAUUUGAGUUUAACGAGAAGAUCAUGCCGUUCAUCAAUAAGCACACCAUGAAUGAACAGGAAACUGUGAUCAACAAUUUGACUCACGACAACUUCAUGAUGAAAGAAGACUUAAAUUUGCAGAGGGUGUUAAUCAACAGCUUGAGAAAACAGUUGCAAUUCCUUUUGUUCUCGCGCAACAGUGCCAGAACCGGGGCAUUUGGUACAGGCGGCAUGGUGGGCUCGAUGGGAGCAGCUCCUAAUGUUCUUCUUAUGGAUGACGUUGCCAACGAACUUCUUGAAGCAUCUUCACGGAGCAGUUCCGAGGAGCGGUUGAACUUGAAAUUGUAGCACUAGCAAACAGAUCAAGAGAAUGCAAUCAGAAAAGGAAAGUGUUGCGAUUUGGAUUUUUAUGAUUUACGAGAGAAGAUUACUAGCUGAUAACGAAAAUGACAUUACUGACGUUUCUGAGUUAGCGACGACAUAUAGAUAAAAAUUUAAUAGAAUGGAUU